Molecule: messenger RNA, 2032 nt
Organism: Ectocarpus sp. CCAP 1310/34
Lineage: Eukaryota; Phaeophyceae; Ectocarpales; Ectocarpaceae
Source: the annotation of a GenBank genome assembly
GCUGGGGCGGCAAGGAUGCCGACGCGAGCGCUGGCGUUCGAGUCGAUCCUGAAGGACCGCGCUCUCACUCUGGAGGACAGGACGGCGGUCGCCCUCAUGUUCCUCCCUUCCCCGCAGCUUAAGGCGUUCUUGACGUCGGAGGAGGAGUUGUAUGCGGACAAGGGCGUGCUGGAUGGCGUGCUGCUGACUGGCAUGGCUCAUCGCGGCCUGCACUUGAUGCAGAGGUACCUCAACCGCACGAUGGACAUCCAGACGGCCGCUCUAGUGGCGACGCGCUCGGUGUCGUUCUUCCCUCCCACCUGGAGAAAGGAGAAGGAAACGGUGCACGUUUGGGCCACAGGGUAUCGCCAGCGGCUAAUGGAGUGGCAGUUUUGGUUCAACGCCGGGCUGUUUGCCAAGUACUGCCAGCGUGCCAAGGCAAGCUUUACGAAAGAACCACUGUCUGCAGAGGCGGAAGCCCGACUGGAGGUCAUCAGGGAUAGAAACACGCCCCGUCCUCAGCAUGCAACGCUUCCAACAGCCCCAGCGCCCCGCGCACUAGCAAGCGUCGUCCCAGCGGCGUCAUCUACCUCCGCCACCACCCCUCCCCCCAGCGGCCUGGCCUCGAAGAUCGAAGCCCCGACCACCGCCACCUUCAUGCCCACCGCCUCCGCCAGUGCGAAACCCGCAUCACGGGGGACGGCUGCUGCUGCUUCCGGCGUCGUCACCGAUACGGAAGCAGCCAGCGCCGCUGCGGCUGCCGCCGCCACCGCUUCCUCGUCUUCUGGAAAACCCGGUGGCGUGGCAGGUGGGGGUGGGGGUGGUAGUGGUGAUGUUGGCGGGCCCCCCGACACCACGAUGGAGGCCUGGUACGGUUUCGGCGGGAGUCCUCUUGAGCGAAACUUCCUUCGCGUCAAGUGCAACUUUUGCCAAACGCCGGUGGGAGACUUGCCUAAGGCAAAGAGCGGCGCCGCCGGCUCCGGAGGUCGGCAGGGUGGACGGCCGGGGGAAUGGGAUAGCCCUCGCCCGACCUCCAUCAACGCUCCGCCGCCGCCGCCUCUCAUCAGCUACUGCUCCUCGUGCCGCAAUCCCCUCCCGAGGUGCUUCAUCUGCCUGCAGCAGAUCGGGACCCUCAAUCCCGAGACGGAGGCCAGACGGCGACAGUUCAGCCAACUCAAGGCGGGGGCCGCGGGUGCGAGAACUAGCUACAGGGGGGGUAUCGGCGUGGGCAGCGGGGGGCACGAAGCGCCCGGCGGGGGGGGAGGUGCUGCUGCUGCGCUUGGCCAACAGGGGGCUCCGCAAGCUGCGUUGGAUAUAUGGUGGAGCUGGUGCAACGUGUGCAACCACGGCGGGCACAACGGGCACCUCGAAGAUUGGUUCGCCGAGCACGACACUUGCGGGGUUCGGGGCUGCGACUGCAAGUGCACCUCCCACGACCUCCCCAUCGUGUCCAAGAUAGCGUAGGCCCUAUACAUAGCCCAUCAGGAGUGUGUCUGUGUGCUCAUAGUCGUGCAUGCCGUAGUCGCUAGACUGUUGACCUCGGGUGGGGGGGGGCUUGUAACGCGUUCGACGUGCUCGUGCCUGGGCUUGGCUGAGUUGCGGUGAAAAGAAGCUCGUGUAGAAGACGAUCCUCAUACAGGUGCAUCUGGCACCCGUCGAUGCGUCACCUUGACCUCUCACCGGGGGGGUAGUUGGUGUGGUUGGCACUGCGGAGCCCCGGUUGUAACAUAGGACCCGUGACAUUUUGUCACUCGUGUGUCGUAUAGCUACGCCUCUAGGUGCGCGGCAGUGAGCUUGUUGUUGUAGGUCCCAUUUCGUGCUUUUUCCUUUUGGACGAACUCACGUUUUUGAAGCCUGCCACCGCAAGUAGCACGGGACUCGUUUUACGCCGUGAUCGAACGAACAAGGGGGUGUCGCAGAUCGCAUCCCACAAGUGUAACGUAGGGAGGAAUGAAUGAUGUAAGUCAUCAAUGACGGCAAGGUUGCUGCCGGCCGUUGGGGUGGCCAGAUGAUGCGAAACAAGGAUUGAUUGCCAUAACGUGGAGGAGGUACU